Molecule: messenger RNA, 5317 nt
Organism: Amoebophrya sp. A120
Lineage: Eukaryota; Dinophyceae; Syndiniales; Amoebophryaceae
Source: the annotation of a GenBank genome assembly
UAACUCGUCCAAGCGACUACGACAUUGCUCGUUUAUACGUCGCUUUUUUUAAAAUCUGGAUCUGCAUAAUUUGGGAAAAAUCAGACUAUGCAGCGGUCGAUCCUUUUGUUGUGUUCUUGCAAAAAUACAGUCGACGUUCACACUGUUGACUUUGCAAGAAGCGCAUCAAAAGCAAAACGAACAGAAGAUUUAGUACCGCAGACGGCCAUAAUAUGUUGUAGCUGAGCCGUCUUUUUCUCGGAAACAAAAUUUUUUCUUCGAGGAGCUUUAUUUUUGUGUGAAAGAAGUCAGAACUUAGGCAGGUCUCGCGCGUUCUACUAUUUGUACUAAACAUCUAAUUACUCAAACGACACAACUACGAAUCUGCUGCACUCGAGGCGUUUGUACACGCUAGUACAGGUACACGAACUAGAUUCUUUACUUUUUUACGCCGCUGGUGCACUAUAAUAUUUAUAUUCUUCAUUUUUUGAAAUUGCGCCUGCCUUGGUAGGCCUGCCUGUUUUGUGAAGACCUGUGGCCGAUAGUUUCAGUUUUGGGGAGGAAAACUACUAUGCAUUCGCCAUAAGCCUCCACAGCAACAAGACCAAUUUGCAGGAUAAGAAAAUUACCAAACUUUUCUUUAGUUGUAACAAGAUCAAAAAUAGAACCGUUGCAUGACUGUGUGAGCUUAACUCUUUGGAAGAGAUUAUACCUUGGUGCAAGUUUUUGAUUUCUUUUGGAUAAUUUGCUGCUGCAUACGUAUACGUAAUAAUUUUUAUGAAGAUUGGAAGGUGCAGCAACAAAUGAGAAACACUAUUCGAGCAGAUGUGUUUGUUUGUAGUUGAAGGUCAUGUGGAACCGUUUGGAAAUUUGUGUUUUCCCUCGCACGAAAUUUGUGUUUUCCCUAUUCGAGCAGAUAUUAUUCCGAACAUUGCAAUAAAAAAUUAGACCUUCCGAGUAAUAUUGAAGUCUUCCUGUGCAACAAAAAGUAAAAAUUGUAUCUGCAAUGUUUAUGAUUCGUGCAGCCUAUCACGCACAAGAAAAAUAUCAAUGCAUCCUCAUUAAAUUUUCACUUUGGAAUAUUGUGUUUAUGUUUUCAUUAUCUUCGAUGGGCUCCGACUCCGGGCCCAUACCGCUCCUAAUAGUUAAAAGCAUCGCUCUGAAGAAUCUGUUUCCUCGAACGGUGCCAGAUUUAUUUAGAAUCGAAGGAGAUGCGAGAAUAAGAUAGACUACAGCUGGCACGCCUUGGAAUUGUAGUCGAACAAAGAAAAAGAAGAUGAAGGUCUAGGAAACCGACCCGCUGCAACUCCAGGACAGCAAGACUAUGGAAAGGGACGGAUGCUGUGCCUGAUUUUUUUCUCUCAACAAAGUAUCUUACCCUUUCCGUAUUUUGCUUCUAUAUGAUGCCUUCAUUAAUCUGCAGAUAAAGUCAAAGUAGCAGCCUCAGCCAUGCUGUUUCAAUGUGAAAUAAAUUUUAAUUUUUGAACUAAAUCACUGUACCCCCCCGCAUUUCCACUUUUUCAUGAUAUACCAGACACACACUACAUCCUUACUUAAUUUCUUUCGUCUUCGUCUUGUUGCCCUUGUUUUUCACCUUGCGUAGCAUGAUGAAAAUGGGAAGGAACUACAGAGCAAGAAUGGCUCACUUUAUUCAAGGGGUCGCAGCUAUGGCGAUCCCUUUCUUGAAGGGGUAGGCCUCGUUGCGGCCAAUUUUCUGAAGGGGUCGCAGUUUCUGUUUCAAAACUGCAUGAUGAAUUUGCAGAUUGACCUACUCUAGCAACAAGCGUUGUAUACCACGCAGGCUGGACGAAUGCGAAUGCGAAUGGAAUAUAAAUUGAGGUCAUCAAAAAAGCGACGACCUCCAAAAAUAAGCGCGAUAUCAGAUGUCCAUGUCCAGCACCAGCUAUGGAGCUGCAACAGCAACUCCUAUCGCGCUGAAAAAAAUGAUCAUACUCAUAAAAGGCCACUUUUCGGCAAAAAUCGAUUUUUUUUUCAUUUUUGAUGCGGCAUCCCCCCCACAGGAACAAUGUGUCUGGUAUAUUUUCGCUGCGACAUAUGGGUGGGGUGGUUAACUAGCUAGAAUGUGGCCGCUUGUUAUGACUAUGAUAGCCAACGGGAGAGAUCUUCGUCAGAGAUACCGGCCGCCACAGAAGACAGGCCAAUCCGUCCCGAUUCGCGUCUGCAAGUGUAGUGGGCGCGAUGCAGACGAGAAGACGCCCGGUGUGUCACAUGUGCAACGCUUGCUCCUUCAGCAUGAUCAUGAGCGUGAUCCUGCUGACUCAACAGCAACACAAAGACCUGGAGUAAUAGAUGGCCACAAAGGCCAGAAGCCCAGGCCCGUCCGCGGCCAGCUCAGCUGCCCCCGCGCCGGCCGAAAAGCCCGGAUGCCGGCGGUGAUCAGGGUGGAGGAAAAAACGGAAAUCAAACAGCGAAAAAAGUGCGCGCACAUGCGCGAAAUUUGUGUUGCGGGAGGGUCAAAAGUGCCUCUUUUUUGAGUAUGAUCAUGCUUUUUGGCCACGAGCUAACGGCGGCCAUGGUCAUACUUCCUGACCUGCCUCAUACCAUCGUGAUAGCGAUAUCAGAUGUCCAUAUCCAGCACCAGCUAUGGAGCUGCAACAGCAACUCCAUAUCGAUAAGUACAACCACGACACCUGUACUGUAGUACAUCAGGAGCGUCGGCCCCCUCCCUCACCGCCGCCUCCUACAUCAGGCCCCAGUCGUAGUCGACGUCCCUAUCCAUGAAAGAAAGGCUCGCUCCUUCUGACGAAUCUACUUCGAGGUGUAUGUAAGAAAGUACCUGGAGGAUCUUGUCCUUGCAGGAAUAGAAUACAUUACAUCGGCUAGCACGACCACUACGACUACGUACGACUUCCAGCAGGGCAUAUUAGAAGAUGCUACUGUAUUAACGAGCAGAAGUUCGUAAACGAUGAAAAUGUACGACAAGAAGACUUCGUCCAGCAACGCAACCGUUGUGUGUGUCGCCGUCAAGGAAGUGUGUGCAGCACUACGACAACAACUUCCGCUCUCAAUUCUAAGAUGCUCUAGCGACCUUGUUUAAAAACAAAAGCAACGACGCGAAUCUACUUUACAUCUAUUGCUAUUCCUAGUUCUACCACAACCACCACCCGAAUACCCUUGUAUGGCCAAAAAAAUAUGAUAACCGAACCUGACACGACAGCAGUAGGAACAGGAAGUGCUUGAUGUUAGUACUACCAGCACUUCUCGUACUACGACUAUUUCUUUUAUCCUCGGGGCCUAGAUUUAUUUCAAAAAAAAAUUUAACGGACUGGAAUUAUGUGGGGAGCUAUGAAGUUGUCAGGAGAUAUGAUUGGAUGUAUUUGUGAGUCCAAGACUGGCGGUGGUCAGCAGCAGCUUAGGUUCCGAUCCGUUUGCUAAAAUAUUACGUUGCGCUAAAGCUACAGAGCUACUCAACACGAGGCGUCGAGUUACUGUCAAAUUCUCUUUCUUUCCGCCUUCAAUUUUUUUUCUAUUUAUCACGCCUUCAAAUAAUCUUAAACAGCGCAAAUAUUAGAUAAACGGUUUAUUUAUUUUUCCACGUCGGCCCUCGCAAGUGAUGACGUAUGGCAGGAACUUGUAUACCUGUUUCCUGGUGUAGGAGGGUAUAUUAACAGUUUUAUUUUCAUUUUCUAGAGAUCAUGAUCGAGUGUGGGGGUCAGCAAUAGAAGACACAACUGGUAGGGAUGAAUCUAGAAAGGAGGCCAGCACCACGACAGGCAAGAAUACUUCGGACAUUCUAGUCUAGAAGUCCUGGCUGUCGACGUGCCGGCCCUAAAAUACUAAUACAGCAUGACGCUAAUAUCACGACUUCGUUCAUGCGAGUCCUCGUUGCUAUCGUAAAAUAUGACCAUCAGAGCUGAGAUGAAAGUACUGAAGCUGGUGUCUCAGUAUUUCUUGUUCUCUCCUUCAGUGGCAAUAAACAUAAAGAAGACACUGCAAUAGUACAGAGGUUUUGUAUCGAAAGCCAAUGAUAGCUGUGCACUGUUAACCUAGAUCGACGAUCAUGAAGAAAGUAGGACCACAGAAUUGAAAGAAGGCGGAGAAAUCAUGAGUUUUUGUAGCGCGUAAAAAAAAUACAAAUUUGAUGUUGUUCUAGUGGCGUUUUACAACCUAGGCUCUGGUUGAAUUGCAAUUCGGUUUUUUAUUAAUUUUUUUGGUAAAGUAUAAGGAUGUUGGGCGACUACAUGAUGCUACGAAGUCAAAGGUAGCUUUCAUUGACUUCGAGGAUAGUACUACAUGGCAUCACGUUCAAAUAACUUAGAGCUUAUCAGCGACCUCUGUGCUUCAAAGCAUAGAACUAGAGCGACUUUUUUUUUUGCCACAGAUCGCGGAGCCAAAAACUCUCUGCACAUUUAUUUUCAAUGGAAGAUCUCUGCACAUUUUCAAUGGGAGUGGUCUGAUUAGGCUAUGGCUUUGCGAUUGAAUAUAAACCCAGGAUUGUUGAUAGCGAUUUUACCGCGCCACGAAUCGUAAGAAUAAUCGCACCUAUGCGAAAAAAAUUUUCACUACCAGUACCACAACUGGUAUUUAACAAAAAAACUAAUUUCCUGCUGAUCAAUAAAUGGAAAUAUGAUGAUGGCAUCAAAACUUGAUCGCUGAUAAUCAUUCAUUUUUCGAAUAGACGCAGCGUUCCCGUGACCGCACACAGCGUUUGCAGGGAGGCGCUGCAGUUUCGCAGAAAUGGAUAAAAAAAAAGGGGAUAUGUUUGAUUUACAAGUUUCACAUAAAGCUAUUUUUCGAUUUAUAGGAUUUCACUAUAGGAUUCGUGAUUGAAGAUUAUUUUGACGAGAAUUGACAAGGCUAUGAUGCUAAAAAUGGUCAUCUUCUAUAAGGCUACACACUAAGACUUCUCGCUGGUACUUUCUGCUAUUUGCAGUUGUUGACCACGGCACGGACUCACUCCUAACGCACCGCACUUCCCAUCAGGAUGGGCAUAUCAAUUUACGAAAAUACAGUGAAGAAGAAAGAUGCAAACGAACAGAAAUAGUUUGGUGUUACUCGCUCAGCCGCAUGGCUGGGGUCCCGAGAGCACCUUCUAUCUUCUGCGCACGACGUACAAACUCUGGAAGCGAAAGAAGAAAAAAAUCCUACAACAAGAAUGGCGGAACUACAGGAGAUGCGGAACUACUUCUUUAGUAGCUGUAGCAAAGCACCGAAGAUAGCGCUGGCGAGGAGCAAAGGUGGAAGCCGCAACAAGUAACUUACCUCAACAAUAGAAGUUGAAACAGGGCGAUGUAUCUCCAUCUCGCUCGUGAACAACGUUACAAACAGGAUCGUCUAGAAUGUGUACUAAUACUUCGAGAACGAAACAGAAAAAUAU